Conger conger (European conger) is the source of this 3327-nucleotide messenger RNA. RefSeq names its product integrator complex subunit 8 (gene ints8). The transcript is spliced from 26 exons. Gene Ontology annotation, molecular function: protein binding. Gene Ontology annotation, biological process: snRNA 3'-end processing. The record is from RefSeq and is a predicted model, not a curated record. Lineage: Eukaryota; Metazoa; Chordata; Actinopteri; Anguilliformes; Congridae. The coding region runs from base 184 to 3246 and encodes 1020 amino acids. Gene Ontology annotation, cellular component: integrator complex.
AUGCUACUUCCCUCUAAACUUGACUUACCCGGAAGUAGUACCUUUUGUUGUUUCUCGUUAUAUACCUCAAUGUGUGCAGCUUGUAGUAAGUUUUUCGUUGAUUUAGAAUUGUAACGUUUGCUGAUUAUUAAAAUAGUUAACCACGGUCGCUGUAAAAGCUAACGUUAAGUAGGAUAUGCGAAGAUGAGUGCUGAAACUGCGGAUCGGGUGGCCGUGAGCGGCAGUCGGCCGAACACGCCCCCGCAGACCUCCUGGUUCGAAUUCCUGUUGGAUGAUUCGCUGCUGGAGAAUCAUCUACAGAAGAGAUCUCCAGACCCAUCGCCAGUGCAGCUCGUGAUCCAAUUCCUGGAGCAAGCCUCCAAGCCCUCUGUGAACGAACAAAACCAAGUCCAGCCUCCCGCGGAUAAUCGCAGGAACCGCACACUGAAGCUGCUGGCCCUCAAGGUGUCGGCUCACUUGAAAUGGGACCUGGACACGCUGGAGAAAGGCCUAUCUAUUCCUGUGUUGAACAUGCUCCUGAACGAGCUACUGUGUGUCAGCAAGGUUCCCCCUGGAGUGAAACAUGUGGACUUGGAUUUGUCCACCUUGCCCCCAACCACUGCCAUGGCUGUGCUCAUCUACAACCGUUGGGCCAUCCGGACUAUUGUGCUGAACAGUUUCCCAGAGAAACCAACAAAGCUUGGACCUCACCAGAUGAACAUGUUGAAUCUCGUACAGCAGGAGAAGGAAUCGACUGAAAAUAUAUUACAAGUGCUAAAGGAGCAGUCUGAAGAUUCCAUCAUGGUCUUGGAGGCAGCCCUGGGGAUAAAGAAGGACUUCUACAUCCACACCCUGAGGACACUGGACCUUCUGGCAGCCGAACCCCCUACAACUAAUGGAGAAACUGAGUGCUCCACCGCUGGCCUCAAGAUCAGCGCUGAUGAGCUGCACUGUCAGGUGCAUUACAAUCUGGGUGCCAUCUUCUUUCAGCAAGGAUGCUCAGACCCAGCCUCAUAUGAGAAAGCCAGACAACACUUCUUUAAAACCAAGGAGUUGCUGCUGAAGCUGGACUCUAAAGCCCUUCACUGUUGUUUGGAUGAGAAGCGUUUAGCUGGCUAUUGGAACGCCUGCAGGGUCCUCACUGGAGCGUCUGACCCCAGCGAUGCCCAGCUCACCGCUUACGGCCUCAUCAACAAUUUCAUCAAAAACAAAAACUAUCAGGCUCUUAUUGAGACUUUCAUCAAUGACAAUGUGACUCUCAGCUUGCCCAACUAUUUCAGACAGUCUAUCCUGAGGGAGUUUGUGCACAAAGUCCAACAGGGGGACAGGACUUUGGAGGAGGUGUGUCACAAGCUAUGCAUGUGCAACGCUGUGCGGGAGGCACUAGAGGGCCAGGUAGUCAGUGUGUACUUCCAACAGCUGCUCCUCAAACCCAACAAGUGCAAGAUGGACUUCCUGCUGGAGGUGUGCAGAAGGGCAUUGGGCACGGAACACAUUGGGACGUCGAAAAGAAAAAUAGCAGCUCUCCUGAAAGCUGUGUGUCAGAGCAUUGAGGAGAUGUCUCUGGUCUUCAUGGUGUCCUCUCACAAGCUGUUCAUGGAGCUGUUACCAGAUGAGGAGAGGAAGACCCUGGUAGAGCAGAUGAAGAAGAGGUCAGCCAGUACCAACUUUUCUGCCAAGCCGCUUCCCUCAUUCUACGACAUCCCAGCCUCAGCCAGCGUGAACAUCGGCCAGCUGGAGCACCAGCUCAUCCUGUCUCUAGACUGUCGGCGGAUACGCCAGAUCCUGAUUGAGCUGCAUGGCAUGGCUGAGCGCCCCUUCUGGCGCAUCAACAGUAAGUGGGAGGUUCCUCAGGACUAUAUCAAUGUGAUAUUGGGCAUUAAGGACAACCUGACGCGGGACCUUGUGUACAUUCUCAUGGCAAAAGGCUUGCACUGCAUCACAAUAAAAGACUUUGCACAUGCUCGGCAGCUGUUCUCUGCCUGUCUGGAGCUGGUGACAGAGUUCUCCCCCAAGCUGCGUCAGGUGAUGCUGAACGAGAUCCUGCUGCUGGAGGUGCAUGCCCAUGAAACUGGGCUUGGGUGCAACCGAGAGCGCCCCCCUCCGGACCUGGUCAGUCGGGUGCGUGGGUACUUGGAGAUGAGGAUCCACGAUAUUCCUCUGCGGCAGCUGGUGGGAGAGGAGUGUGUGGCCUUCAUGUUGAACUGGAGAGAGAAUGAGUACCUGACUCUGCAGGUGCCCCAGUCACUGGUUAUGAACAACCCCUAUAUCAAGCUUGGGCAGCAGUUGGCCGCCACCUGUAAGGAGCUCCCGGGUCCCAAGGAGAGCCGGCGGACAGCCAAAGACCUGUGGGAAGUGGUGGUGCAGAUCUGCAGUGUGUCCAACCAAUACAAGAGAGCCAGUGAUGGCCGUGUCAGCCUGAUCAAGCAGCGAGACUCCACCUUGGGCAUCCUGCACAGGAGCAAAUUUGUCACGUUCAUCAAGAAGCUUCGAGAGCCGCUGGUGCUGACCACCCUGAUCUCCCUGUUCGUCAGACUGCACAGCAUCGUGCGGGUAGGGGGCCAGAUGCAGCUUGCCUCAAAAGAACACCGGCUGUCCUGGGGCUCAUCUGUCCUCUGUUCUCUGUUGCAGGAUGACAUCGUCAACGAGGUGACGGCAGAGCACCUGUCUAUAUGGCCAUCAACCCUGCCAAACAUGCAGUCUAUUGACGUUGAGGCUGUGGCUGUGACGAUGAAGGAGCUUGUCACCUACGCUCUGUCCCUUAAUCCCAACAACCACUCCUGGCUCAUCACUCAGGCUGACAUCUACUUUGUGACCAAUCAGUACUCUGCGGCACUGCACUUCUACCUUCAGGCCGGGGCGGUCUGUUCUGACUACUUCAGCAAGGCUGUGCCUCCUGAUGUCUACACUGAUCAAGUUCUGAAGCGAAUGAUCAAGUGCUGUUCGUUGUUGAAUUGUCACACUCAGGUUGCAGUACUUUGCCAGUUUCUCAGAGAGGUGGACUAUAUGACUGCAUUUAAAGCUCUUCAAGAACAAAAUAGUCAUGAUGCCAUGGAUUCAUUCUACGACUACAUCUGGGACAUCACAAUCCUUGAAUAUCUGACAUACAUACACCAUAAACGUGGUGAGAAUGAAAAGAGACAAAUCGCUAUCAAAGCCAUUGGACAGACGGAACUGAACGCCAGUAAUCCUGAGGAGGUGUUGCAGUUUGCUGCUCAGAAGAGGAAGAAGAAAUUUCUCCAAGCAAUGGCCAAGCUCUACUUCUAGGUCAAAACUGAACAGACUCUUAUAAAUGAUUGUAUAGAUUUGUUUUCUACUUUGGAUGGAAAAAUAAACAUUUCCAGCAUU